Molecule: messenger RNA, 8808 nt
Organism: Elephantulus edwardii (Cape elephant shrew)
Lineage: Eukaryota; Metazoa; Chordata; Mammalia; Macroscelidea; Macroscelididae
Gene: OTOG
Product: otogelin
Exons: 55
Coding region: 1-8808 (2935 amino acids)
Biological process (GO): L-arabinose metabolic process
Cellular component (GO): extracellular matrix
Molecular function (GO): alpha-L-arabinofuranosidase activity; protein binding
Source: RefSeq, a predicted model, not a curated record
AUGAGGGCCCCGGCCACGCACGUCCCGGCGCCUGCGCUCUGCUCGCUCCUCGUGUGCCUCUGGCUGCCCCGGGCUGAGCCGGCGGCAGAGUCCCCGCGGGUGCAGCGCCUUGGUGAGAGCAGGGGUCUGGACGCUGGCGGCGAGGGAUACAUCUGGCCCAGCUGCGGAGAGAUAGAGGAGAGACAGUUUCUGAGGAAGGGCAGGGAGAUAGCUGGGAGGGUCAACCACCAAGAGACUUCUCUUCCCUUCGAGGAUGCUCCAACCGUGAUGGGGAGCCAGGGAGCGGAAGCCCUGGACUCCUUGGCCAUGUCUUCCUGGGAGAGGCGGCUGCAUCGGGCCAAGUGUGCCCCUGCUUACUUGUUCUCCUGCUUCAAUGGGGGUGAGUGUGUGCACCCAGCCUUCUGCGACUGUAGACGCUUCAAUGCUACUGGACCCCGCUGCCAGAUGGUGUACAAUGCCGGCCCUGAGCGAGACAGCAUCUGUCGGGUGUGGGGGCAGCACCACGUGGAGACAUUCGAUGGCCUUUACUACUAUCUCUCCGGGAAGGGCAGCUACACGCUGGUGGGGCGCCAUGAACCUGAGGGCCAGAGCUUCUCAGUCCAGGUGCACAAUGACCCUCAAUGCAGCUCCUCCCCCUACACCUGCUCACGGUCUGUCAGCCUCUUCUUUGCCGGUGAACAAGAGAUCCGCCUGGCCAAGGAAGUCACCCAUGGAGGCCUGAGGCUCCAGCUGCCACAUGUGAUGGGGAGCAUGCGUCUGCAGCAGCUUGCUGGCUACGUCAUCGUGCGGCAUCAGGAGGCCUUCACCCUGGCCUGGGACGGCGUCUCAGCUGUCUACAUCAAGAUGAACCCCGAGUUCCUGGGCUGGACCCAUGGACUCUGUGGAAACAACAAUGCUGACCCUCAGGAUGACCUGGUGACCAGUUAUGGGAAGCUGACAGAUGAUGUGUCUGAGUUUGUGCACAGCUGGCAGGAAGCAGCUCCCAACCAGCCUCUAGGGCCCUUGACUUCCUCCCCGCCCCGCCCACCAUGCCUGCAGCAGAGCCCUGGAGCCAUGCAGGUUGUGUACGAGCGGUGUGAGGCACUGCUGCGACCCCCCUUCGAUGCCUGCCAUGCCUACGUCAGCCCUCUGCCCUUCACAGCCAGCUGCACCAGCGAUCUCUGCCAGUCAGUGGGUGAUGAAGCCACCUGGUGUCGGGCCCUGGCAGAGUAUGCUCGGGCAUGUGCCCAGGCAGGGCGGGCCCUGCUGAGCUGGAGGACGCUGCUCCCACAAUGUGCUGUGCACUGCAAAGAGGAGGCCUUCACCUACAACGAGUGCAUCACUUGCUGCCCUGCGUCCUGCCAGCCCCGGGCGUCCUGCGUGGACAGUGAGAUCGCCUGUGUGGAUGGCUGCUACUGCCCUGACGGGCUGAUCUUCGAGGAUGGGGCCUGUGUGGCACCAGCCGAAUGUCCCUGUGAGUUCCAUGGGACCCUGUACCCAACGGGCUCUGUGGUGAAGGAAGACUGCAAUGCCUGCACCUGCACUGCAGGCAAGUGGGUGUGCAGCACGGCCGUCUGCCCAGCCGAAUGCUCAGUGACUGGUGAUAUCCACUUCACAACCUUUGAUGGCCGCCGCUACACAUUCCCUGCCACGUGCCAAUACAUCUUGGCCAAGAGCCGCUCUUCUGGCACCUUCACGGUGACAUUGCAGAAUGCCCCAUGUGGACUGAACCAGGAUGGGGCGUGUGUCCAGUCAGUCUCCGUGAUUCUGCACCAGGAUCCUCGGAGGCAGGUGACUCUGACCCAGGCGGGGGAUGUCCUCCUGUUUGACCAGUACAAGGUUACUCCGCCCUACACAGAUGAUGCCUUCGAGAUCCGGAGGCUGUCCUCGGUGUUCCUGCGUGUAAGGACCAACGUGGGCGUGCGGGUACUCUAUGAUCGAGAAGGACUGCGGCUCUACCUGCAGGUGGACCAGCGAUGGGUGGAGGACACCGUGGGUCUCUGUGGCACCUUCAAUGGCAACACGCAAGACGACUUCCUGUCCCCGGUGGGUGUGCCUGAGAGCACACCCCAGCUCUUCGGCAAUUCUUGGAAAACACUGUCAGCCUGCUCCCCACUGGCUCUUGGCUCUCCACUGGACCCAUGCGACGUGCACCUGCAAGCUGCCUCCUAUGCGGUGCAGUCCUGCAGCGUGCUGACUGGGGAGCUGUUUGCACCCUGCUCCACCUACCUGAGCCCCGUGGCCUAUUUUGAGCAGUGCCGCCGGGACACCUGCCGCUGUGGGCAGCCCUGCCUGUGCGCUGCGCUGGCCCACUACGCCCGCCUGUGCCAGCGCCAUGGUCUCCCUGUUGACUUCCGCACCCAUAUGCCAGCCUGUGCUCUGUCCUGUGAAGCUACCAAGGAGUACAGCCCGUGUGUGUCCACAUGUGGACAAACCUGCCAGGACCUGGUUGGCCCUGGGGCCUGUGGUGUGGAUGGUGGCGGCCACCUUGGCGGAGACGAGUGUGUGGAGGGCUGUGCCUGCCCCCCGGACACUUUUCUGGAUACCCAGGUUGACCUCUGUGUCCCCAGGAACCAGUGCUCCUGCCACUUUCAAGGAGUGGACUAUCCCCCUGGAGACAGUGACAUCCCAUCCCUGGGCCACUGCCACUGCAAAGAUGGAAUCAUGAGCUGUGAUAGCAGAGCCCCAGCUGCUGCCUGCCCAGUGGGCCAGGUGUUUGUGAACUGCAGUGAGCUUCUCACAGACCCAGAGCUGAGCAGGGAGAGGACGUGUGAGCAGCAGCUGCUGAACCUCAGCGUGCCAGCCCGUGGACCCUGCCUCUCGGGCUGCGCCUGCCCCCAGGGCCUGCUCCGACAUGGGGAUGCCUGCUUCCUGCCUGAGGAGUGUCCAUGCACCUGGAAGGGGAAGGAGUAUUUCCCUGGGGACCAGGUCACAUCAUCCUGCCACACCUGCAAGUGCGAGGAGGGCUCGUUCCAGUGCACGCUCCACCCGUGUGCCUCCACCUGCACCACCUAUGGGGACCGGCAUUACCGCACCUUUGAUGGGCUCCCCUUCGACUUUGUGGGGGCAUGCAAGGUGCACCUGGUCAAGAGCACGUCAGAUCUCAGCUUCUCUGUGAUUGUGGAAAACGUGAACUGCUAUGGCUCUGGCAUCAUCUGCAGGAAAUUUAUUUCUAUCAACGUUGGGAACUCACUCAUCAUCUUUGAUGAUGACUCAGGAAAUCCUAGUCCCGAGAGCUACCUGGAUGAGAAGCAGGAGGUGCACACGUGGCGAGCAGGAUUUUUCACACUGGUGCAUUUUCCACGGGAACACAUCACUCUUUUAUGGGACCAGAGGACCACAGUGCACAUCCAGGCUGGGCCUCAGUGGCAGGGACAGCUGGCAGGACUCUGUGGAAACUUUGAUUUAAAAACCAUCAAUGAGAUGAGGACCCCAGAGAACUUAGAGCUAACCAACCCCCAGGAGUUUGGCAGCAGUUGGGCUGCAGUCGAGUGUCCAGACACCCUGGACCCCCGGGACACGUGUGUCCUGAACCCUCUUCGAGAACCAUUUGCCAAGAAGGAGUGCAGCAUCCUCCUCGGCGAGGUGUUUGAGACCUGCCAUCCUGUGGUAGAUGUCACCUGGUUUUACUCAAACUGCCUGACAGACACAUGUGGGUGCAGCCGAGGUGGGGACUGUGACUGCUUCUGUGCCAGCGUGUCAGCCUACGCCCACCAGUGCUGCCAACAUGGUGUGGCCAUUGACUGGCGGACCCCGCGCCUCUGCCCAUAUGACUGUGACUUCUUUAAUAAAGCACUAGGCAAAGGUCCCUACCAGCUGGCCAGCUUGGCAGCCAGUGGUGCCCUGGUGGCCUGGAAGGCAUCAGGAAGUGCUGUGGUCCUACUGAAGACAGAAGACAUGGCACCAGGGGACAGUGUGAACUUCUUGCUGACAGCUGCCCUGUACAAGGCCAAAGCCCAUGAUCCUGACAUGGUGUCCCUGGAGGCAGCUGACAGACCCAACUUCUUCCUCCAUGUCACAGCCAAUGGGUCUCUGGAGCUGGCUAAGUGGCAGGCCAGCGAUGCCUUCUCCCACCAUGCCACCUUCUCACUGCACCGGGGGCCGUGGCAAGGCGGCCUGGUGGCCCUGGAGGCCCUGGCAGAGCCUGGCUCCUUCCUUUAUGCGUCAGGCCCCACACUCGUCCUGCGGCUCUACGAGCACACAGAGGCCUUUCGCCGGAGCAUGCUCUUCCACCUUCUGGAUGCCAAGCCGUUGGGGGCUGCCUACCCCAUCUGUGAGUGGCGCUAUGAUGCCUGUGCCAGUCCCUGCUUCCAGACCUGCCGGGAUCCACAGGCAGCCAGCUGCCAGGAUGUGCCCAGAGUGGAGGGAUGCAUUCCUGCCUGUCCCACCCCGAAGGUCCUGGAUGAAGUAACACAACGAUGUGUCUACUUGGAGGACUGUGUGGAGCCACCAGUCUGGGCCCCCUCAGAGACUCUUGGCAACAAGACCCAGCCUCCCAGUCAAGAGCUGCCCACCCCUGGUAUCCAGGAGCUACACCCUCUACAAGAAGCUCCUGGUGCCCCGACUCCCAGGCCAGCCCUCCCCACAGCUGCCCCUUUGACCACGGCCUUGCACCAACCUGUGGCAGCCACCAAGGGGUCAACACAGCCACCAGGCUCCACCCUGCAGCAGCCACAGGGGCUCACCACAUCCAACCUCCCCGCCCACCCCACUGAGACCCCAGCCAGCAAAGGAGUGACCACCAGUCGCCUGACCAUCUUCCACACUCCAGAGCCCUCAUCCCUCCACCUUUUACCACAGAAGGUCACAUCCAGUGUGGGGUCCGCUGCCUUGGAGACAACCAAGGUGACUCUGACCCUCACAGAGAGCCCCAACAUCACGCUCUCAUCCCGGUCACCCCCAGCACCUCGCUUCCCACUCUUGACCAAAGCUGUGACAGUUCCGAGUUAUGGCUCUCUGCCCGUGAGGACAACACCCCUACAACCCUUUUCAGGCCUGGAACGGCCAGCAAGUCCCUCCUCCAGGUCUGUGGCUCCCCCAGCAGUGACCUCCAGGCCCUCCACCUCCUCAGGGUCCCACAAAGCCUUGCUGACACCUGCAACAACCAAAGGCAUAAACAAGACAGAGCCCACCCAGCUCACUGUGGCCCAGGGAACCUCAAGCCCCAGCAGCUCCGCACCCCCGGCUAGAACUCCAGCACAGCCGCUUCCAGUCAGUCUUUUCACAAGCAAGAGCAUGGAGGUGGUGCCACCUACGGAGAAGGUGGAAGCCUGGCACGACCAGCCCGUGGGCCUGCCACAGCCAGGCCCAUCCCCUGCUUCCCUGUCCCAUCCAGCUCUGCCAACUACCACAGCCACCAGGCCUCUGGCCCGGCCCCCUGAGACCCCAGCUGCUGCCAGUCAGCCCACAGUUGCACACGGGCCGGGUACCACACCCUCUGUGUCUCUGGAUUCAACUCGCCCAUCCCAGCUCCUUUCUGGCCUGCCUCCAGACACCAGCCUGCCUCUGGCCAAGGUGGGCACAUCUGCCCCAGUGGCCACACCUGGCCCCAAAGGCUCUGUCACCACCUCUCCACUCCAGCAGCGGGCCACAUCGCUGGCCAUGGCCACAACGCCACCUGCUCAGACACCAAGCCCAGCCCUGCCUCUCAGCCCAGCUGUUGUUGCCCAAGUGCACCCACCCAGCGACGAAGCCCCCCAGACCAUAGGCACAGCUCCAGGACUCCUCCUGGGAGCCACAUCACCAACGUCUGGGGGCGUGGCCAUGGCUGAGGUGGUGGCCUCCACAGUGUCAGUCACCCCAGGAAAGAGGACCACGGAAAAGAUGACCACACUGUCCAAGCAAAUGUAUCUGUCCACCUUGGCAUAUGGCUCUGCCCUGGGUGAGCCCACAGAGCUCAUGCCUGCCAUGGCCCACACUCUUGCCGCCUUAGUGACAGAGGCUGAGGGUCCCCGAGCUGUUACAGUGCCUCUAGUGUCCACAUCCUAUGUCCCCAGCCGUGUCUCGGCCAGGACUGCAUCCAGGGAGAGCUCACUGGUUCUGCUCCCUCAGCUGGUAGAGGCCCAUGGAACCCCAGCAGGACCUCAGCCCCCAGUGGAGCCAGUGGGCGAGGCUACCACCCAGCAGACUGGGCGCUCGGCCCCAGCCCAGAACAUCCUGCCUGAGGCUCCGGCAACUGGCAUGGAGGCUAAUGCAUCAGACAUCUGUGUCCCAAUUGCCGAGCAGGACUGUGUCCGCCACAUCUGCCUGGAGGGUCAGCUGAUCCGUGUGAACCGGUCCCAGCACUGUCCCCAGAGCGCAGCACCCCCUCUCUGUGGGGUUCUGGGCCUUGCUGUGCGCAUGGGCGGGGACCACUGCUGCCCCCUCUGGGAGUGUGCCUGCCGAUGCUCAAUCUUCCCUGACCUGAGCUUUGUGACCUUUGAUGGGAGCCAUGUGGCCCUGUUCAAGGAGGCCAUCUACAUCCUCAGCAAGCGUCCUAAUGAGAUGGUUACUGUCCACGUCCUGGACUGUAAAAGUGCCAACCUGGGGCACCUGAACUGGCCCCCGUUCUGCCUGGUGAUGUUGAAUGUGACACACGUGGCUCAUCAGGUCACCAUUGACCGGUUCAACAGGAAGGUGACUGUCGACUCGCAGCCAGUGUGGCCUCCUGUGAGCAGGUAUGGGUUCAGAAUUGAGGACACGGGCCACAUGUACGUGAUCCAGACGCCUGCACACAUCCAGAUCCAGUGGCUGCACAGCUCAGGACUCAUGAUCCUGGAGGCCAGUAAAGCCAGCGAGGUCCAGGGCCGAGGCCUGUGUGGUAUCUGUGAUGGGGAUGCAGCUGAUGACCUCACCCUGGAGGACGGCUCUGUGCUGGGCAGCGCCGAGGACCCAGCUCCCUUUCUGGACAGCUGGCAGGUGCCCAGCUCCCUGACCUCGGAGGGCCAGACCCGCUUCCGCCCGGACAGCUGCGACACAGCGGACUGCUCGCCCUGCCUGCGAAUGGUGUCCAACCGCACCUUCAGCGAGUGUCACCGCUUUGUGCCUCCGGAGUCCUUCUGUGAGCUGUGGAUCCGGGACACCAAGUACGUGCAGCAGCCCUGCGUGGCUCUGACUGUGUACGUGGCGAUGUGCCACAAGUUCCACGUGUGCAUUGAGUGGCGGCGCUCUGAUUAUUGCCCCUUCCUGUGCUCCAGUGACUCCACAUACCAGGCGUGUGUGGCAGCCUGUGAACCUCCAGACACCUGCCAGGAUGGGAUGCUGGGCCCACUGGACCCAGAGCAGUGCCAAGUGCUGGGUGAGGGCUGUGUCUGCUCUGAGGGUACCAUCUUGCACCGGCGCCAUUCUGCAGUCUGCAUACCAGAGGAGAAGUGUGCCUGCACUGACAGUGCAGGGGUGCCACGAGCCUUGGGGGAGACCUGGAACAGCUCGCUUAGUGGCUGCUGCCAGCACCAGUGCAAAGCUCCAGACACCAUUAUCCCUGUGGACCUGGACUGCCCGGGUCCCCGUCCUGAGAGCUGCCCACGUUUUGGGGAGGUGGCCCUGCUCCGGCCCACUGAGGAUCCCUGCUGCCUGGGGGCUGUUUGUGUGUGCAACCAGAGUCUGUGUGAGGGUCUCACCCCAACCUGCCGCCCAGGACACCGGCUGCUCACCCACUUCCAAGAGGACUCCUGCUGCCCCAGCUACAGCUGUGAAUGUGAUCCAGACCAAUGUGAGGUGGUGCUGAUCCCCAGCUGCCGCCAGGACCAGAUCCUGAUUGCGGGCCGCCUGGGGGACUCCUGCUGCACCUCCUAUUUCUGCGCCUGCGGCGACUGUCCAGAUCCGAUCCCUGAGUGUCAGGAAGGGGAGGCGCUCACUGUGGACAGGAACACCACGGAGCUGUGCUGCCCUCUGUACCAGUGUGUGUGUGAGAACUUCCGCUGCCCCCACGUGCAGUGUGGCCUGGGUACAACCCUGGUGGAGGUGUGGAGCCCAGACCGGUGCUGCCCAUACAAGUCCUGUGAGUGUGACUGCGACACAAUCCCGGUGCCCCAGUGCCAUCUGUGGGAGAAGUCCCAGCUGGACGAGGUAUUCAUGCACAGUGAGGAGAACGUGUGUGGCUGUGCCAAGUAUGAGUGCGUGAAAGCCCCUGUGUGCCUGAGUCGUGAUCUGGGCGUGAUGCAACCAGGCCAGACGGUGGUGGAGCUCUCAGCAGACGGUGUGUGCCACACCUCCCGCUGCACUGACAUCCUCGACCCCCUCACCAGCUUCUACCAGAUCAACACCACCUCCGUGCUGUGCGAUGUCCGCUGCGAGGCGAACCAGGAGUACGAGCACCCACGGGACCUGGCGGCCUGCUGCGGCUCCUGCAGGAAUGUGUCCUGUAUCUUUACCUUCCCCAACGGCACCACAUCACUGUUCUUGCCUGGAGCAUCCUGGGUCGCAGACUGCACCCGUCACCACUGCAGCAAUACUCCUCUGGGUGCUGUGCUGGUCCGCUCGCCCAUCAGCUGCCCACCACUCAAUGAGACCGAGUGUGCCAAGGUUGGGGGCUCGGUGGUGCCUUCCUUGGAAGGGUGCUGUCGGACAUGUAAGGAGGACGGGCGCUCCUGCAAGAAGGUGACCAUCCGCAUGACCAUCCGCAAGAAUGACUGCAGGAGCAACACCCCUGUAAACCUGGUGUCCUGUGAUGGGAGGUGUCCAUCCGCCAGCAUCUACAACUACAACAUCAACACCUACGCCCGUUUCUGCAAGUGCUGCCGGGAGGUGGGCCUGCAGCGGCGCUCUGUGCAGCUCUUCUGCGCCACCAAUGCCACCUGGGUGCCCUACACCGUGCAGGAGCCCACCGACUGUGCGUGCCAGUGGUCCUGA